This is a messenger RNA of Pipistrellus kuhlii (Kuhl's pipistrelle), 1478 nucleotides long. It is a transcript of the gene CA2, whose product is annotated as carbonic anhydrase 2. The transcript is spliced from 7 exons. Lineage: Eukaryota; Metazoa; Chordata; Mammalia; Chiroptera; Vespertilionidae. The coding region runs from base 130 to 912 and encodes 260 amino acids. Gene Ontology annotation, cellular component: cytoplasm. Gene Ontology annotation, molecular function: carbonate dehydratase activity; zinc ion binding. The record is from RefSeq and is a predicted model, not a curated record.
CCCCGCCCGCCCGGCACAAGUUGGCGGCGCCUAUAAAAGCCGGGGCCGGCGGCCGCGCACACACCGAGCCGCCCAAGCCGCCGCCGCGGGACGCGAGCCAACUCCUGCCCCGCCCGACCCGCUGCCACCAUGUCCCACCACUGGGGGUACGGCCCGAGCAACGGGCCCGAGCACUGGCACAAGGACUUCCCCAUUGCCAAGAGCAACCGCCAGUCCCCUGUGGACAUCGACACCAAAGCGGCAGCUCACGACCCUGCGCUGAAGCCCCUGACAGUGUCCUACGAGCAGGCGGCAUCCAAGCGGAUCCUCAACAACGGCCACGCUUUCAACGUGGAGUUUGACGACUCCCAGGACACGGCAGUGCUGAAGGGAGGACCCCUCGCCGACACCUACCGACUGGUCCAGUUCCACUUCCACUGGGGCUCAUCCGACGGGCAGGGCUCGGAGCACAGAGUGGACCAGCAAAAAUACGCUGCAGAGCUGCACCUGGUCCACUGGAACACCAAGUACAAGGACUUCGGGUCGGCCGUCAAACAGCCGGACGGGCUGGCCGUGCUGGGCGUGUUUCUGAAGAUCGGCGAUGCGAAGCCGGGCCUCCAGAAGGUCAUCGACGCGCUGGCCUCCAUUACAAUGAAGGGCCAGAGCGCCGCCUUCACCGGCUUCGACCCGCGCGGGCUGCUGCCCGGGAGCCUGGACUACUGGACCUACCCCGGCUCGCUGACCACGCCACCGCUGCUGGAGUGCGUGACCUGGAUCGUGCUGCGCGAGCCCAUCAGCGUGAGCAGCGAGCAGAUCACGGCGUUCCGCAGGCUUCGCUUCAACAAGGAGGGGGAGGCGGAGGAGCCCAUGGUGGACAACUGGCGCCCGCCGCAGCCCCUGCAGGGCCGCCGGGUCCGGGCGUCCUUCCAGUGAGCCGGUCCCCGGUCCGAGGCCCCGCGGCGAAGAGGAGCUGGUCCCCGGUCCGAGAUCCCCGACUGCUGGGCUCCCCACUGCCUCCUUCCCCCAAACCCCUGCGCUUGCUAUUCCCCUGGGAGGACACUGGGCAGUGCUCUGCUGGGCGGUGCCUUCCUGUAAGAAGCCAUUAAAGGGACCGGAGAGGACCUGCCUGUCACAGCGCGUGGCCGCGGCCAUGGCCUCACAUGGGGGGGAGGUGGGGAACAGACAGGAAGGAGGGCUCUGACCUGCAUGGGUGCGCUGAGCCGUGAUGGGAAUCAGGUAAAAAGCUCAGGGUUCUGUAUGAGUGACCCGGGCGGGACCAAUGUUCUGACUCCAAGAUGUUAUACAAAAGAGAUUUAAAGUCCGUAUAUAUUUAUAGCAAAGUCAGCAUGCCUGUGACUGCUGAGCACGGUGUCCAGGAGGCAGAAUCUGUAACCACUGGUCUCACUGCGGCCGUGACAGUACAUUCCCCCCAGAAGCAUGUCCUCUGUCCACAAUGCUGUAUUUUGGGUACAUCCUCUAUUAAACCCGGUGUCUCUUUG